AUGGCGGCCACGCACAGGUUCCACAAGAACCAGAGGAAGCUUGGAGAAUGUUCGGAAUCGGGUUGUGACGACCAAAAAUGUCUCGACAUCAUCAAGUACUCCUGGGGUGGGACCAAAAUUGACCCUAGCUUAAGGUGCUGUGAGUGGCUGAGAUGCUGCGGCGGAGGGGAGCCCAGGCCCCGCACUGUGUGGUUGGGGCACCCCGAGAAGAGGGACCAGAGGUACCCUCGGAAUGUCAUCAACAAUCAGAAGUACAAUGUCUUCACCUUUCUUCCAGGGGUGUUGUUCAACCAGUUCAAGUAUUUCAGCCUCUAUUUCUUGCCUGCUCAGUUUGUUCCUGAAAUGAGACUUGCACUCUACACCUACUGGGUCCAGCUGGGCUUCGUGCUGGCCGUCACUGUCAUCCGAGAGGCGGUGGAGGAGAUCCGAUGUUAUGUACGCGACAGAGAAGUCAACUGCCAGAUCUUCAGCCGGCUCACAGCCAGAGGGUCGUGCUUCCUGCGGACAGACCAGCUGGACGGCGAGACCGACUGGAAACUGCGGCUCCCCGUGGCCUGCGCGCAGAGAGUUGCAUUUCUUGGUGACCUUCUUCAGAUCCGAUCCUAUGUUUACGCAGAAGAACCCAAUAUCGACAUUCACAACUUUGUGGGAACUUUUACCAGAGAGGACAGCGACCCUCCGAUCAGCGAGAGCUUGAGCAUAGAGAACACUCUCUGGGCCGGCACUGUCAUCGCGUCGGGUACCGUUGUGGGUGUUGUUCUGUACACGGGCAGAGAACUCCGGAGUGUCAUGAAUACCUCAAAUCCUCGAAGUAAGGUGUGUAUGUGUCUGCGUGUCAACCUGGACAUGGGCAAGAUCGUGUACAGCUGGGUGAUUCGGAGGGACUCGAAAAUCCCCGGGACCGUGGUUCGUUCCAGCACGAUCCCCGAGCAGCUGGGGAGGAUUUCCUACUUGCUCACAGACAAGACAGGAACGCUUACCCAGAAUGAGAUGGUUUUCAAACGGCUCCACCUGGGCACCGUGGCCUAUGGCCUCGACUCCAUGGACGAAGUACAGAGCCACAUUUUUAGCAUUUAUACCCAGAAACAGAGUGUGAGUGGGGGAGGGCAAUCCCAGGACCCGCCUGCUCAGAAGGGCCCCACGCUCACCACCAAGGUGCGGCGGACCAUGAGUAGCCGUGUGCACGAGGCCGUGAAGGCCAUCGCCCUCUGUCACAACGUGACUCCCGUGUAUGAGUCCAACGGCGCGACCGACCAGGCCGAGGCUGAGAAGCGCUAUGAAGACUCCUGCCGCGUGUACCAGGCCUCCAGCCCGGACGAGGUGGCCCUCGUACAGUGGACCGAAAGUGUGGGGCUGACCCUGGUGGGCCGGGACCAGUCUUCCAUGCAGCUGAGGACCCCUGGCGACCAGAUCCUGAACUUCACCAUCUUACAGAUCUUCCCUUUCACCUACGAAAGCAAGCGCAUGGGCAUCAUCGUGCGGUGUGGAAACAUGGCCCGAGAAGGACUGCGGGUUCUCGUGGUGGCGAAGAAGUCUCUAGCAGAGGAGCAAUAUCAAGACUUUGAGGCCCGCUACGUCCAGGCCAAGCUGAGCGUGCACGACCGCUCCCUCAAAGUGGCCACGGUGAUCGAGAGCCUGGAGAUGGAAAUGGGGUUGCUCUGUCUCACGGGGGUGGAGGACCAGCUGCAGGCGGACGUGAGGCCCACCCUGGAGACCCUGAGGAACGCGGGCAUCAAGGUUUGGAUGCUGACGGGGGACAAGCUGGAGACGGCCACAUGCACAGCCAAGAAUGCACAUCUGGUGACCAGAAACCAAGACAUCCACGUUUUCCGGCUGGUGACCAACCGGAGUGAGGCCCACCUCGAGCUGAACGCUUUCCGCAGGAAGCAUGACUGCGCCCUGGUCAUCUCGGGGGACUCCCUGGAGAUUUGCCUCAAGUACUACGAGUACGAGUUCAUGGAGCUGGCCUGCCAGUGCCCGGCUGUCGUCUGCUGCCGCUGCACCCCCACCCAGAAGGCCCAGAUCGUGCGCCUGCUCCAGGAACGCACGGGGAAGCUCACCUGUGCGGUAGGUGACGGAGGCAAUGACGUCAGUAUGAUUCAGGAAUCCGACUGCGGUGUGGGGGUUGAGGGGAAGGAAGGAAAACAGGCUUCCCUGGCUGCAGACUUCUCCAUCACCCAGUUCAAGCACCUUGGCCGGUUGCUCAUGGUGCACGGCCGGAACAGCUACAAGCGGUCAGCUGCCCUCAGCCAGUUCGUGAUUCACAGAAGCCUCUGCAUCAGCACCAUGCAGGCUGUCUUUUCCUCUGUGUUUUACUUUGCAUCGGUUCCUCUCUACCAAGGAUUCCUCAUCAUUGGCACCAUCAUGUAUGGGGCCCUGCUGCUGUUCGAGUCCGAGUUCGUGCACAUCGUGGCCAUUUCCUUCACGUCGCUGAUCCUCACGGAGCUGCUCAUGGUGGCCCUGACCAUCCAGACGUGGCACUGGCUCAUGACCGUGGCCGAGCUGCUCAGUCUGGCCUGCUACAUCGCCUCCCUGGUGUUCCUCCACGAGUUCAUCGAUGUGUACUUCAUCGCCACUUUGUCAUUCUUGUGGAAGGUGUCCGUUAUCACUCUGGUCAGCUGUCUCCCCCUGUACGUUCUCAAGUAUCUGCGGAGACGGUUCUCCCCGCCCAGCUACUCGAAGCUCACCUCGUAG
Molecule: messenger RNA, 2694 nt
Organism: Puma concolor (puma)
Lineage: Eukaryota; Metazoa; Chordata; Mammalia; Carnivora; Felidae
Source: RefSeq, a predicted model, not a curated record